UUAAAGACAGCGAGAACAGGAGUGCGACUUCGCAGUGGCGAGCGGAGAAGGGUUCACUGUGAGUGCGUCUGAGUCGCUGCUACUUUUCUCUUUUAGGGCGUAUCAACGGAAAGGCGUCAAUUUCUCUAAAUUCACAGCUACAAAUCAACAGAUUAAUUAAUGUGCUGCUGACUACGUACCUAAAAAUGAAGCUCAGGCUGUCUUUGGCCACUGCUGCCUUGCUUACGAUAUUACUGAACACAGUGGAAGCUCAAGUGGAGCCUCCUUCAGACUUGCAAUUUAAAAUCCUAAAUGAAAACACAGUCCAAAUGUCAUGGAGGAGGCCAUCAUCUCACAUCCAAGGCUACAGAAUACAAGUAGUAUCAGAGAUCGAUGAUUCAAAAGAUUUUGUUCUGUCUGCCUCGGCCACAAACACAGACAUUACAGAUCUCACUCCAGAAAUAGAUUACUCUGUGUCCAUCAGCUCCUAUGUUGGGGCUGACGAAAGCAUACCUAUAUUUGGCCAGAUAACCAUUCAAUCCAGUAAUACAAGUGGAACACAAAGAAAACCUACAGAAGUCAUCAGGUGCUCAGUGAGCGCUGUGGUGGAUCUGGUCUUCCUGGUGGAUGGCUCCUGGAGUGUGGGAAGGGAGAACUUCAAACUGAUUCGCAGCUUCAUUGGAGCUAUGGCAGGAGCUUUUGAUAUCGGCGAGGACAAGACCAGGGUGGCUGUGGUGCAGUACAGCACAGACACCAGGACGGAGUUCAACCUGAACCAGUACUUUAGAAGGGCUGAUCUCCUCCGAGCCAUCAAACAUCUGCCCUACAAAGGAGGCAACACCAUGACAGGUGAAGCCAUAGACUAUAUAGUGAAAAACAUCUUCACUGAGGCUGCUGGUGGCAGGAAAAGUUUCCCCAAAGUUGCCAUGAUCAUCACAGACGGGAAAUCUCAGGACCCCGUGCACGAGCAUGCCAGAAGACUGAGGAACAUGGGCGCUGAGAUUUUUGUCUUGGGUAUCAAAGGUGCCGAUGAGGACGAGUUAAAGGAAAUGGCCUCCACUCCUCACAGCAAGCAUAUAUACAAUGUGCUGGAUUUUGACCUAAUAAAGGAAGUGCAGCAACAACUGAUUACAGAGGUGUGCACUGGUGUGGAGGACCAGCUCAACUCCCUCGCCAGUGGAGAGGAAGUGGUUGAACCGGCCUCAAACCUCCAAGUAACAGAGAUCUCCUCCAAGUCCAUGAGGGUGAUGUGGGACGCGUCUCCGGACGACGUCACAGGUUACAAGUUGCAGUUAAUGCCCAUGCUGGCUGGUAGCAAGAGACAGGAGCUAUACACGGGACCCACCCAGACCUCAGUGAAUGUCCGGGACCUGUCACCUGAGACGGAAUACGAGAUCAGCUUGUUUGCGCUUAAAGGUCUUACGCCCAGUGAGCCAGUACUGGCCAUGGAAAAGACACAGCCUGUCAAAGUGUCAUUAGAGUGUUCCUUGGGGGUAGACGUUCAAGCCGAUGUUGUCCUGCUGGUUGACGGCUCGUACAGCAUAGGACUGGCCAAUUUUGCCAAAGUGAGAGCCUUCCUCGAAGUGCUGGUCAACUCCUUCGACAUUGGCCCCAGCAAGGUGCAGAUCAGCUUGGUGCAGUACAGUCGGGACCCUCACACCGAGUUCGCCCUCAACAAGCACCACGACAGCAGCGCAGUGGUCAAGGCCGUGCGCACGUUCCCCUACCGUGGUGGCUCCACCAACACUGGGAAAGCCAUGACCUACGUACGGGAUAAGAUCUUCGUGACGAGCCGUGGCGCUCGCAACAACGUGCCACGCGUCAUGGUGCUCAUCACUGACGGCAAGUCCUCCGACUCCUUCAAAGUGCCUGCCGAGAACCUGAGGAGAUCAGACGUGGAGAUCUUUGCCGUGGGUGUCAAGGAUGCUGUGCGGUCAGAGCUGGAGGCCAUCGCCAACCAUCCUGCUGACAACCAUGUGUUCGAGGUGGAGGACUUCGAUGCCUUCGAGAGGAUCUCCAAGGAACUGACGCAGUCCAUCUGCCUCAGGAUUGAGCAGGAACUGCUAAACAUCAAGAAAAGAAGUUUGCUCCCACCGAAGUCCUUAACAUUCUCUGAGGUAACGUCCACGAGCUUCAGGGCCACUUGGGUGUCUGAGGACACAGAUGUCUUGUCUUACCUGGUGCGUUUCCGGCCAGCUGCUGAUAUAACUGGGGACUACACUACUCUGGCUGUUCCUGCUGACACUACUACUGCCAUCUUGCCUCAUCUCAGCCCACUCACUACCUAUGAGGUCAAUGUCUUUGCCCAGUAUGAUAAAGGAGAUAGCUUUCCAUUAACUGGGGAAGAGACCACUUUAGAAGAACAGGGAUUGGUCCGUAACCUCAGAGUGACAGAGGAGACGACUGACAGUUUCAGAGUGUCAUGGCAGGCAGCACCAGGGUCUGUUCUGCGCUACAGGAUCUUCUAUGAGCCUGUGAGUGGUGGAGACAGGCUGGAGGCACAGACCCGAGGCCCUGAAACUUCCAUCGUGCUUCACGAGCUGUUUCCCAUCACCACCUACCGCGUGACUGUUUCAGCAGAGUAUGUGUCUGGCAUAGGAGCCCCGAUGGACACUCAUGGCACCACCAAAGAAGCGAAGGGUUCCCCACGCAAUCUGCAAGUGUCCGAUGAGACCGAGUACACCAUGAGGCUGUCAUGGCAGGCGGCCCCUGGGAAUGUGCUUCAGUACCUCAUAGCCUACAAGCCUGAGGACGGCGAGAGGAAAGAGAUCACUGUUAACGGAGGCACCACAGUUGCUACACUUAAGAACCUGCUGCCAGACACGGAGUAUGAGCUUUUUGUUAGCGCACACUACGCAUCUGGUGUGGGAGAUCCGCUCCUAGGAAAAGGCACCACAUUGGAAGUACUCGGCUCUCCUAAAGACCUGCGCACUAAGGACGUCACCGAGACCAGCUUCGCUGCGUCCUGGACGGCGGCACCUGGAAAUGUCCACCGUUACCGUGUGGCCUGGAAAUCCCUGCUCACCAGUGAGGCCGGGGAGAAGACCGUCCCAGGCGAUAUCACCAGCACUGUGCUGGAGGGCCUCAGCCCAGAGACGCGGUUCAAGGUCUCCGUGUACGCCGCUUACAGACGUGGGGAAGGGGAGCCACUGGAGGGGGAGGAGACCACAGAUGUCUCAGCUGCUGCCAGGGCCAUUACUGUAACCGAAGAGACAGUGAGGAGCAUGCGGGCCACAUGGAAGCCAGCGCCUGGCAACGUGCUUAAUUACAGGGUGGCUUACAAACAUCGUGACGGAGGGCGUCCAGUAAUCUCCAAGACACAUGGUGGUACCACCACCAUUGUUCUGCGCCGACUCCAGCCCAAGACCACCUAUGACAUCACAGUGACUCCGGUCUACAAACAUGGAGAUGGAAAAGCAAGGCAAGGAGAAGGAACCACACUGUCACCAUACAAAUCCCCAAGAAACUUGCAAACGUCUGAGCCCACGAAGACCAGCUUCAGGGUGUCAUGGGAUCAUGCGCCAGGGGAUGUAAAGGGUUAUAAAGUCACCUUUCAUCCUAUCGGUGAUGAGGUGGACUUGGGAGAGCUUAUAGUCGGUCCCUAUGACAACACGGUGGUUCUGGAGGAACUCAGGUCUGGCACCAAGUACACCGUGAGUGUGUUUGGUGUGUUUGAUGGCGGUGAGAGUAUGCCCCUUGCUGGAGAAGAGAAGACCACUCUCUCUGAUGAGCCUGCCUUUCCACCUAUUGAGGCUCCAGAUGUAAUGUGCAGAACCACUGCCCAAGCUGAUAUCGUCCUGCUGGUCGACGGCUCCUGGAGCAUUGGCCGUCUGAACUUCAAGACCAUUAGGGCGUUCAUUGCUCGCAUGGUGGGCGUUUUUGACAUCGGCCCGAACCGCGUCCAGAUUGGUCUGGCCCAGUAUAGUGGAGACCCAAAGACCGAGUGGCAUUUAAAUGCUCACAGAACCAGAGAAUCACUGCUGGAGGCUGUAGCUAAUCUGCCAUAUAAAGGAGGAAACACACUGACAGGCCUUGCUUUGAAUUACAUCCUACAGAACAAUUUCAAAGCUAAUGUGGGAAUGCGUCCAAAUUCCCGUAAAAUCGGCGUCCUCAUCACUGAUGGCAAAUCACAGGAUGAAAUCAUAUCCAACUCCCAGAAUCUGCGUGACCAGGGCAUCGAACUCUAUGCUAUAGGUGUGAAGAAUGCCGAUGAGAAUGAACUGCGUGCCAUUGCCUCUGACCCCGACGAGAUCCAUAUGUACAACGUGGCAGACUUCUCCUUCCUGCUUGACAUCGUCGACGAGCUAACAGACAACCUCUGUAAGAGCGUCAAAGGCACAGGAGGAGGACCAGAAUCACCUACUGACCUAGUGACCUCUGAGGUGACCCACUACUCUUUCCGUGCUACCUGGACUGGCCCUGACAGCUAUGUCGAGAAGUACCGUGUUGAGUACAUGCCGGUUGCUGGAGGCCAACCUCAGAAGCUGUUUGUGGAUGGGACAGCGACCACAGUGGUGCUGGAUGGUCUGGACCCACUGACAGAGUACGGGGUAAACGUCUAUUCCUUAGUCGGAGAGGACAGCAGCGAGCCCCUCAGAGGCACUGAGACAACACUGCCUCUAAAUGCUGUGAGGAGAAUGGCCAUCUACAAAGUGAGCUCCACCACCAUGAAGGUGAGAUGGGAGCAAGCCGAGGGUGCCACAGGCUACCUGCUGCUUUACAAUGCUAUAAACGCCACAGAGCCCUCCAUCAAGCAAGAGAUGCGUGUGAAAGCCAAGGUCACGGAUGUCCAUCUGAAAAAUCUCUUUCCCAACACCGCCUACAGCAUCAGCGUCUACGCCCUGCACGGCCAAUCAGCCAGCGACCCUCUGGUUGAUCAGGGGGUGACCCUGCCCCUGCCCCCUUCCGGUGAGCUGAGGAUAAGGGACGUCACCCACAGUGCCAUGCUCCUGAACUGGGACGCCGCGCCGGGUGCUGUGCGCAAGUACAUCAUUACUUACAAGCCCGAGGAUGGAGAAGUUAGAGAGCUUGAAGUGGAUGGAGAUGAGACAACAACAGGCCUGGAUAACCUCAAGUCACAAACUGAGUACGACGUAGCUAUCAUUCCUGUCUAUGAUGCUGGAACUGGCAACCCGAUGCUCAACCAAGCCAUCACAGACGUCGUCCCAGCACCACAGAACCUGAGGUUCUCUGAAGUAGCUCAGACCAGCUUCCGGGCCCACUGGGAGCAUGGAGCCCCUGACGUAGCGCUCUAUCGCAUUGGCUGGACGAAGUCUGGGGAGUCCAACUAUGUAUACGACAUCCUGAGCAACGAUGAGACCACUCAUCUCUUGGAGGACCUCGAACCAGAUACCCUAUAUGACGUGUCUGUCACUGCUAUUUAUCCAGAUGAGUCAGAGAGCGAGGACCUCAUGGGAAGCCAGCGCACAUUAUCCAAGAUAAUCAUACCUCCUCCCAGGGGUCCCCCUCAGAACCUGCAGGUGUAUAACGCCACCACCACCUCCCUGACGGUGAAAUGGGACCAUGCCGCCGGCCGCGUGCAGAACUAUAGGAUCACAUACGUGCCUGUAGCAGGUGGCAGGACUCAGUCGACUCAGAUUGGUGGGAAGAGGAACACAAUUACCCUGCAGAAGCUGACUCCUGACACACCCUACACCAUUACUGUGGCAGCCAUAUAUGCAGAUAGAGAUUCCAAGGACAUAUCUGGGCAAGGAAAGACAUUGCCCCUUGGCGGUGUGCGAAGCCUCCAAGUGACUGACCCCACCACCAGCACUCUGAAUGUACAGUGGGAGCCAGCCGAGGGCAGUGUGCGCCAGUAUCGAAUCUACUAUCUCCCCGCACCAGGAGGGCCAGAGGACAUGGUUCAGGUCUCUGGGAACACCUUCAACACCGUGUUGAAGAAUCUCCAGCCGGACACCGUGUAUGCUGUCUCUGUGGUGCCUGUGUAUGCAGCCGGCGAAGGCAAACGCAUGACUGAGAACGGAAAGACACUGGUGCGGUCCCCUGCCAGGAACGUCAGGGUGUACAACCCCACCCCAAACGCGCUGAGCGUACGCUGGGAGCCUGCGGCAGGAGACGUGCAGCAGUACAGGGUCGCCUACGUGCCAUUCACCGGAACCCGCCCACCCCAGUCGAUCCUUGUUCCAGGGAAUACCCACCAUGCCCUACUGGAACAGCUGAGCUCAGACACAGAGUACACAGUCGAGGUGUUCCCUAUCUAUGCCGAUGGAGAGGGCUCUUCUGCAAGUGAUAAUGGCAAAACACUACCGCGCAGUGGUCCCAGGAAUAUGCGUGUGUAUGACCCCAGCACGAGCACUCUGACUGUCAGCUGGGAGCCGGCCGCAGGGCCUGUGCUGCAGUAUCGCAUCGGAUAUGCGCCCACCACAGGGGAUCCCAUCGAAGAGUUCACAAGUGUGCCCGGCAACAGAAACAACAUCGUCUUGCAGAACCUAGAGCCAGACACGCCUUACAAGAUCAACGUGGUGGCUGUUUAUGUAGAUGGACCCGGAGGAGAGCUUUCUGGAGAUGGACACACAUUGGGGCUCAUGGGGCCACGCAACCUGCGCGUGUCAGACGAGUGGUACACCCGUUUUCGUGUGUCCUGGGACCCUGCACCUGCGAGGGUCAACGGCUACAAGCUAGCCUAUGCGCCAGAGGGUACUGAUAGGUUCACCGAGAUGUUUGUAGGAGAUGUGACCACUUAUAAUCUGCACAACCUCCAGCCUGGGACCACAUAUGAUGUGAAGGUCUUCGCCCAGUAUGACGCAGGCACGAGUGGGCCUCUCGUUGACCAAGGAACUACCAUGUACUUGAAUGUGACAGACCUCACAACAUACAAUGUUGGCUAUGACUCUUUCUGCCUUAAGUGGACUCCUCACCGAGCUGCUACCUCUUACAGACUUAAAGUCAACCCUUUUAACCCUUCUAACCGUGGCACACAGGAGGUCACAAUCACUGCUGCAGAGAGCCAGUACUGUUUUGAUGGGCUUGACUCUGAUGCGCUGUACAAUGCCACAGUGUUCACUCAGACUCCCAAUAUGGAGGGAGCCGGAGUCAGUGUUAAGGAGCGCACGUUGGUGAAGCCCACUGUGCCCCCUACAGCACCGCCAACCCCUCCACCCCCUCCUACGAUCCCUGCUGCUCUUGAGGUUUGCAAGGGCGCCAAAGCUGACCUGGUGUUCCUCAUCGACGGCUCGUGGAGUAUUGGAGAUGAGAGCUUCAGCAAAGUUCUCCAGUUCGUGUUCAGCAUGAUUGGAGCUUUUGAUGUCAUCAAUCACGAGGGCAUGCAGGUGUCCUUCGUGCAGUACAGCGAUGAUGCCAAGACAGAGUUCAAACUGAACACAUACCAUGACAAGGGAAUGGCAUUAUCCGCCGUGCAGAUGGUCAGCUACAGAGGAGGAAACACUAAAACAGGUGCUGCUCUGAAGCAUGUUGGAGAGAAGGUAUUCACAUCAGACAGUGGGAUGAGGAGAAAUGUUCCAAAGGUUCUGGUUGUUGUGACUGACGGGCGCUCUCAAGACGACGUUAAGAAAAGCGCAUCGAAGCUGCAGCAUUCAGGAUUCAGUGUGUUUGUGGUGGGUGUCGCAGAUGUGGACAUCACAGAGCUGAGGAACAUCGGAAGCAAGCCGAGUGAGAGGCAUGUCUUUGUCGUUGACGACUAUGAUGCGUUCGUCAAGAUUCAAGACAACCUCAUUACGUUCAUCUGUGAAACAGCAACAUCAACCUGUCCAUUGAUUUACCUGGAUGGAUUCACGUCACCAGGCUUCAGGAUGCUUGAGGCCUUUAACAUCACUGACCGGACAUAUUCUGGAAUGAAUGGAGUGUCAAUGGAAACAGGCUCCUUUAACAGUUUCAUCGCCUACCGACUUCAUAAGGAUGCGUUCAUUUCUCAGCCCACUAAGGAAAUCCAUCCAGAUGGGCUACCUCCAUCCUACACGCUCAUACUGCUCUUCCGGCUCCUCUCUGACACCACCAAGGAUACAUUCGACCUAUGGCAGAUCGCUGAUGGCAAUAAUAAUCCAGAAGUUGGCCUUACUCUUGACCCUUCUAACAAAGUAAUCACAUUCUACAACAAGGACACCAGAGGAGAGCUUCAGAAAGUCAGCUUUGAUAAUGACCAAGUCAAGAGAAUCUUUCACGGAAGCUUCCACAAGCUUCAUAUCACCAUUUCUCCGGAAAAAGUCAAGCUGAACAUUGACUGCCAAGAGGUGGGAGAGAAGCCAAUCAAAGAGGCCGGCAACAUCUCCACGGGCGGCUAUGAGGUGCUCGGUAAAAUGGCGAAAUCCGGUGGAGCCAAGAGGCAGUCUGCGACCUUCCAGCUCCAGAUGUUUGAUAUUGUCUGCAGCCUUGGAUGGACAAGUCGAGACAAAUGCUGUGACCUUCCAGCGACGAGAGAUGAAGCCAAGUGCCCAGCUCUUCCUCACUCCUGCACAUGCACUCAGGAUAGCGUAGGCCCUCCAGGGCCUGCUGGCCCUUCGGGCAGCCCUGGUAUGAAAGGCCCACGUGGUGAUAGAGGUGAUUCUGGAUCUGCGGGUCCAAUGGGCCCGCGUGGAGAGCAAGGUCCCUCAGGUCCGAUGGGACCACCUGGUCCGCAAGGCCCGAAUGGACUGUCUCUUCCUGGAGAACCAGGACGGCCUGGGCCAAAGGGAGACCCUGGUGACUCAGGAAUACCUGGCCAAAGAGGCCCUCCUGGUGCUCCAGGGCCCCUCGGCCCCGUUGGGACAUCUGGAGCAAGGGGACCACCAGGACCAGAAGGCCCAUCUGGACCAAGAGGCCCAGCAGGACCAAUGGGAAGCCCAGGAACUCCCGGGAUGCCAGGCAUCACUGGAAAACCUGGCAAGACUGGCGACCCAGGAUUCCUGGGACCUGCUGGUGUGAAGGGAGAAAAGGGGGAGAGGGGUGAUUCUGCCUCGCAAAAUAUGAUGCGAUCCAUCGCAAGACAAGUCUGUGAACAGCUAGUUAACAGACAAAUGAGCAGGAUUGACAUGAUGCUGAAUCAGAUUCCCAGUGGAUACCGCUCCAACAGUCCGGGUCCUGCUGGGCCUCCAGGGCCUCCUGGUGAGCAGGGCGCUCGUGGAGAACCUGGCCAGGCUGGACGCAGUGGUUUCCCUGGCAACCCUGGCUUACCAGGGCCUCCAGGCGAAAGAGGGUUGCCAGGAGAGAAGGGGGAGAGGGGGAGUCCAGGCAUGGGCACGCGAGGACAGAGAGGACCACCCGGACCACCUGGACCACCAGGUGUGUCCCAGGCCGGACCCCCAGGUCCCUCAGGCUCAUCCGGGUCCAGCGGACCACCAGGACGCCAUGGUUCUCCAGGAAUCAGAGGACCACCUGGGCCCCCUGGUUACUGCGAUUCCUCUCAGUGUGUAGGAAUCCCUUACAAUGGACAGGGAUAUGCAGGCCACUACCCACCUCAGCCUGAUACCUACGUAGUGCCAAUUCCAGAGGAAACAUCAGAAGAUACUGUGACAGAGAUACAGUCUCCUGGUUUACGAAACCUGCGUGGAAAGAGAUCACUAUCAAGACAGGAAACAGAGAGGAUAGAAACAUAAACCAAGUAAAAAGUACCUUCAGAUUUUAUUUGCAUGAAGAACAACAUCCAAAGCUAAAUGUCGUUAUUGGAUCAUGCUUCAUGCAUAUGCAAAUUUAACAAGGUUAAGUGGAAAUAAGGCUGCUAUCCAACCCUAAUUUCCUGUUCAUGUUAAGAAACCUGUGUGCUUGCUCACUGUCCCCAAACUUGUAAUAUAAAUCCUCUGUAAGUUUUUAUGCAACUCCUAUUCAGUGCACUAACCCUAAGAUCAGUAUUCAAUGUAAUGUCUUAACGUUAAGAUGUAUAGACUGACCCGAUGGAUUCCACACAGAUCAUUGCAAUUUUUAUAUUGAUUCAUUGCAAUACAAUUUCAUCUUAUGCCUUCGUUCUCAUCAGUGAAGGCUUUCAGAUGUAAUUCCAUUUUCAUUUCUAAAACCUUGUAAGACUUGGCUUUUGUUUCAUUAUCCUAAAUAUUUAUCUGUUGUAUACCAGCUCACAGCUCAUUUUUACCAAAGGUGGAAUUGCAUGACUGUGUUGUAUAUUUAGUAAGUACAUUUUAAAUAUAGUUUUUUUUUUUAAUCGAUCUUCAAUGCAGUUGGAAUUUGAAUCAAUACUGUGGUCAUAGUAUUGCUCCUUUAUGUUUGAACUGCAAAUUGUGAAUUCCACAGCCUUAUUUUCUUAUUUAUUUCUGGAUCAGAAGAGGCAUUUUUCAAUAAAACUACUGAAAAUGUUUAA
Electrophorus electricus (electric eel) is the source of this 10240-nucleotide messenger RNA. It is a transcript of the gene col12a1a, whose product is annotated as collagen, type XII, alpha 1a. NCBI's taxonomy places the organism in Eukaryota, Metazoa, Chordata, Actinopteri, Gymnotiformes, Gymnotidae. Gene Ontology annotation, biological process: heart development; cell-matrix adhesion; nervous system development. Gene Ontology annotation, molecular function: extracellular matrix structural constituent; proteoglycan binding; integrin binding. The record is from RefSeq and is a predicted model, not a curated record.